Molecule: messenger RNA, 9636 nt
Organism: Symphalangus syndactylus (siamang)
Lineage: Eukaryota; Metazoa; Chordata; Mammalia; Primates; Hylobatidae
Gene: PRKACB
Product: protein kinase cAMP-activated catalytic subunit beta
Biological process (GO): protein phosphorylation
Cellular component (GO): nucleus; cAMP-dependent protein kinase complex; cytosol
Molecular function (GO): cAMP-dependent protein kinase activity; ATP binding
Source: RefSeq, a predicted model, not a curated record
GCUAUGCAUUGUAGAUAGCAUUUGAUAUAUUUGAUCAUAUUGGCCUUCUUUUCUAGCCAUUUUAUCCCACAAAUAAUCAUAGUAAUCACAACUAGGUGUUCUGACUUUGUCGAGAAUGCCCAGUUUCAACUGAUUUUAAUCAUGUCAUAAAUGGUUAAAUGUCCUAGCCAUUUCAACUUGGAAAAUUACAAGAGAAGUGUGGUUUUAUCUGUAAAAAUAAGCAAAUGCUAGGCCUUUUAAUCUAAGUCUGUAACUACACAUGUGGUAUUUAUGUGUACGUGGUACUUUUCUCAUUAUAUGGGUAUUCCUUUUAUCCUUUGCCAAUUAAAUGUUGGUUUUCUCUGAGAAUCUAUCUUUGGCCUUCUUUUGAUGCUACAUUUUCUCCAAAAAAUCUCAUCCAUGCCUACAUCUUCAGUCAUUACCUGAACAUUCAGUUCAAAAGUGGAUUUUCUUUUAUCAUCCCUAAAUCUGCUCCAUUUUCAUUGACUCUGAUAUCUGUUAAUGAUCUCACUGCCCAUGCAGGAAGUGAACACAGAAACCUUGGUCAUUUCUAACUUGUUUCUUACCCUCAGACAUGUACUCAGUCGUUAAGUUCUAUUGAUUCUACAUCAAAAAUCACUCAAUAUUCUCCAGUCUUACUGAUACUGGGAUGGCUUCUAGAUCUCUUCUCAAUCCUAUUACAAUAACUGCAUUACUGGUCUCCCAGCUUCCAGUUUUAUAUCCUUCCAGGCCAUUUUCCACACUGAAAAUUUUAAAAUGCAAAUAUGCCCAUUUUUUAACCUAACAUGAAAACUUUCAGUUACUCCCUAUAUUGCCUUUAAAAUAAAAGUUAAGCUCCUUAUUAAGUCACAUGCAGUCGAUGACUUACCUUUUUGGUUUUGUUUGCAAAAUCUCUCUCACGAAUUUUGAUCUAGCCAUACUAUAUUACAUAUAAUUCCUUGCUACCUUUCCAUAUAGUCUUUAUCAUAAAAAUUUAGAGAACCAGUCAGUACCUCCAACACUGACCCUGUGGAAUUAGGUGAUUUCUCUGUACUCCCAAAGCAAACUUACAAACUAUAACAAUUAUUGUAUUAUGUUGAAAUUAUAAAUUUGUGUGUCACUUUCUAAUCUCUAAAUGUUGAACUCAAGUCAAGGAUAGUGCCUUGUUCAUCGUAUGUUUCUAGUAGUCACCCCAGUACCCCAAACACAGCAAGGUACCCAAUAAAUACUUAGAGAAUUAAUGAUAAACUAAAUAUAAUUCAUUUUUACAUACUUGAACAGUUUCCUUACAUUGCCAGUGAAAAACAUCAGUGUGGGUUUUGAUUUGUUUUGGUUCAGAAAAAUACAAUAACCAUAGUAUUUACUUGUUCCUUUAUCAACUUUGUAGGAUGAAGUCAUAUAAAAUGCUUAAGAAACUAAGUUGUACCAAUCAGUACCUUUAUCUUUCUAGUAUUUAAAAAAUUGGUUAUAAGUGUGAAAAGAGCCUUCACUUUCUAAAUAUUUUUCUUACUCAUAACCCUUUUUGUGAAGUUUUUGCUCUUGUAAAGCAAACAAGGUCUAUAAAGAAAUACUAAAGGAACUUCUCUAAAAAUCAGUCAAACUAUUGUAAGGCCCUCUUGUUUAGAGGAUGUAGCAACUUACUCAAAUGAGCUUAAGCAGAAGAAGAUACAGGUAUUAUUAGGAUGCAGAGGAUGUCAUGGAGCUCAAAGGCAAAAGUAGAGUUGAGCUGUCCCAAAGAAUAGAAUUGAUUUGGAAAGCUGACUGGAAUCAUAAUAGUACCUUUCUCAGUUUUUCUCUUUGAGAUCACAUGACAUCUUUACUUUUUUCCUUGUAUUUGCUUUAUUAUCCUCACUGUGUAGUGAACAGGUUUCUCUGAUGCUUGUGCAAAAUGGAGCUUAGUCAUCUGAAAGUUUCAAAGUUUAUGUGCUCUCCUAGUUCAUGUGCUUUUUGAUGUAACUAGCAUCAUUAUAUCAAAAUCCUGGGUGAGAACCCUGGCCCAGCUGUAGUUGAGGGCAAAUCUCUGAAGAAGAAGGUAUGAAUCUGCUAUGAAUUACAGCACCAUACAGACUUGAAUACUAACACUUCAUUAAUUUCCCUUUCUAGAUCCUGACUGAAAAUACUGUUAGAAAAAAAAAAUUGGGAAAACAGUACAUCAUUUCUGAAAUUAAAGAUGGUUAUUUGCCCAAAUAUGUACAGGAUUUUGAUGCUCAGACUCCAAAGUCUAAUUAACAGUUUUAACUUGAGUAGCUUUUCUUUAUGGAAAAGAAAGAAAUAAUAGUUUCACCCUCACUAACUGGGAGGGAUGAGGAAAAUAAGUGGAAGAUCCAACACUGCUCAUUACUUUCAUUCUAAAACUGCUACAGUGGGACAACCAAGAAUGUAUUAGGCCUUUUCAAGUUGAAAAGUGGCCUCUCUUUAAAUAUAGAAGACUCUUUCCUGACACAGAAGGCAUCACUACCAGCAAGGAAUCCUACAGUCCUGGCCACAUUCCCAUUUAUGAAAGUGACUGGAUUACUUAACUGAUAAUGUAAAUAUGUGUACACUAAAUGAUGUGAAGAGUUUAGUCUAACAGCACCUAAACAGGAAGUGAGAAGGGCCAAAGAAAAACCACUUACCUUAUUUGGGGCAUUUGUAAAGUUUUGAAAAGCUUGUAAUUGUGCUUGAAUGAAUAUAAAAGAAAAGCAACAAUGUGGAACCUAUAAAAGAGGUUAUACACCAUAAAACGAUAAAGUUACAGUCUCCAAGAGUUAGAGAAUGAACUUAUGUUUAGAAAAUAUUUGUGCAGGAGAGUAUAAACACAAAAAAUUAUAGAUGCCAUCUGUGUUAAUUCUUAAAAUUUCAAGUGAGCAUGGAGUUAGUGAACUAAGACAUGAAACAAAGAUAAAACAAGAAGCUAGAAUGAAAAGAUUACUGGCUGAGAGGCAGGAAUGGAAAAGAAGCAUAAUGAUGUGAUAGGAAAAAGUUAUAAGAAAUAAACCUGGCAUUUUUCGAACAUAAAGCUGCAUUAGAGGCAAUAAAAAGCAGAAUAAUCACUGCAGAAAAGUAAAUUAAUAAUGUGAAGAUCUCUACAGAUAGACCCUAAUAGAAUGUAGAGGAAAUGGACAAGAUAAAAAUUAUAAGAUGAAAGUAUGUUAAAUAAAAGCAGGACAAAAAAUUAUAAAAGAAAAUAAAAGGACAUUUUACAAAUUGAGUGGAUAGCAUUCCACAGAACUGAACAGAUAUGAUUUAUAGAACAGAAGCAAUAAUCAAAAAUAUGAUUCAGGAAAACUUGUUAGUUGAAGAAAAACUUGAAUCUUUAAAUUGAAAGACCUCAUUUUGUCUUAACAAGAUUAACAAAGAUGCCAAUACCUAAAUAUAUCCUGGUGAGCAUUUGGAAUUUCCAGCAUAAAAAAAUGAAAUCCAUAAACAUUCUGAUGUCUUUGCAUCUUACAAUCUAACAUGAAGCUUGUCCUAAAAAGAAAAAAAUCCAAAAUUGGAGACUAGAUAACUUAAAAAUCUUUUGAGGGCAGAAAUUAUGUAAGAUCAACAGCACCUUGAAAUGCUGAAUAAACUGUAACAACUGCCCCUUUAAAUAAAUACCUGAAUUUACCCUUUAAGUGAAUUCUAAUUUAAUUAGAAUUAAAUAAAUUCCCAAAGUGCAAAAAUUGAAGUGGUAAAUGAAAACCAGAGCUGUAAGGGGGAGCAUACUUCAACUGCCCUGAGGACAUUUUUAGACCUCGGUGGGCUUUCCUUUAAAAUGGCCUCACAGAGAUGGGUGAUAGGUUGUUUAGUGCAUACAGUUUAGGAUUUCUUAACCCCCUGUAUAAAGCCAGGAUCCUGCAAGGAUCAUAACCUCAGUGAAAGCAUAGAUUAGAAAAUAAAACCUCUCCAUUGACAAAAGGAGAAAAUAAGGAAGCUUGUGUUUCUUGGCUUGGGUUCCUGGGAACAGGGGAGGGAUGUGUGUGCAUGUGUAGGAUGCCUCUCCUGAGAAUUUUUAAUCAACUGCCUCCUCUCAAGCAGGUUUCAGUUUUUAAUCUGUAUUAAUUGUGUGGUCUAGGAACAACCAAUAAAAUACAUUAUCAGAAGAGUUGCGGGCUUGUAACAUACACUCUACACCAGACAGAAGCUAAUACAAAACCCUAUACUGGGACACAUCCUCAGACCAAGACCUCCAGGUUUCUCACAGAUAAAGCCCCAAUGAACUUUUUGUUCACAAUCCAAAAACAAAAUACACACACACUUACACACAUACUGCAAAUGAUAUUUAGAUACAACAGGAUUAGAACCUGCCAAUAACGUCAGUAGACAUAGUAAAAUUAUCAUAUAUGACUACUAUAUUAGUAACAUAAAAAUAAAUAUGAGGAAAAAAUGUAUAUAAUUCUAACAGAGCCUUAAAAUAUACAAAACAAAAUUGACCUAUGUAGGAGAAAUUGUAUAGAUAUAGACAGAGAAUUCUUACCCAGUAAUUGAAGAAUACACAGGAAUAGGUAGAACACUUACAAAAUUAAUUAUAUGACUAAAGGUAUUCAACAAAUUUCAAAUAAUUGAUAUAUAGGCUACAGUAUAUCAAUUCUUAAUUACUUAAUUACCACAAGGCAAUUAAGUUCAAUCAGUAAUAAAAAGCUUAAAAAAACAAUCACACAAAUGUAUACAUUUGGAGAUUUAAAAAUUUUAAAUAACUUACCAAAGAAUUAACUCGUAAAUUUAAGGUGUAACUAUGUAUCAGAACUUGUGGAGUGCAGCAAAAGUGGAUAUAGAGUUAAAUUUUAAGUGCUCAAAUUAGGAAAAAGAAAGACAUUCAUGAUAUAAGAAAACAAGUUUAAAAAGCCACAUGGUUAAUCAAAAGAAGAAAGAAACUAAUAAAGACAUGAGCAAAGAUCAGUGGGUGGAAUAGAAAAUAAAGAUACAUGAGAAUCAAAGGUUAGUUUAUGGAAAAAUAUUUUAAAGUACUAAUUAGAACUAUACCUAUUUUAAAAAUUAAAUCACAGAAUCUUUGAACAAAAUUAGGACUGGAGAGUUUUACAUACAAGUUUUAGGAAACAUUCAAAGAACAAAAAUUUCAAUCUUGUAUGGAAUUUUCCAGAGCAUUGAAAAAGAGAAAAUACUCUUAAAUUCAUUUACUGAUUCUAGGAUAGUUUUACGAGUCAAGCAUAGGAAAAGAAAAUUAGUUAGAUACAUUUUCUCUGAAGUUGGGAAUAGGAAAAGGAUGUCCACUGCCAUUGUUUCUGUACAUCAUUGUACUGUUAGUCAUAACCUGAGCAGUAAAACAAGAAAAACGUGGAGAGAACCAAAUUGUCAUUAUUCACAAAUGAUUUGUGAUUGGUUACAUAGAAGACUCAAGUGAAUCUACCAGUGUGAUUUCAGAAUUGACAAGAGUCUGGCAAGAUUGCCAGAUAAUAAAAAAAAAUCAAUAUAUAAACAUCGACUAUGUUCUAUACAUCAGCAACAAACAAAAAAGGUAAUUUUUUAAAAUCAGUGAAAGAGUUUCUAGCCAAAGCCAAAGAAGACUUUUUGAAAAAAUGGGAGAAUCCAACUCAGAAUAAUGCCGGACUUGAAGAUUUUGAAAGGAAAAAAACCCUUGGAACAGGUUCAUUUGGAAGAGUCAUGUUGGUAAAACACAAAGCCACUGAACAGUAUUAUGCCAUGAAGAUCUUAGAUAAGCAGAAGGUUGUUAAACUGAAGCAAAUAGAGCAUACUUUGAAUGAGAAAAGAAUAUUACAGGCAGUGAAUUUUCCUUUCCUUGUUCGACUGGAAUAUGCUUUUAAGGAUAAUUCUAAUUUAUACAUGGUUAUGGAAUAUGUCCCUGGGGGUGAAAUGUUUUCACAUCUAAGAAGAAUUGGAAGGUUCAGUGAGCCCCAUGCACGGUUCUAUGCAGCUCAGAUAGUGCUAACAUUUGAGUACCUCCAUUCACUAGACCUCAUCUACAGAGAUCUAAAACCUGAAAAUCUCUUAAUUGACCAUCAAGGCUAUAUCCAGGUCACAGACUUUGGGUUUGCCAAAAGAGUUAAAGGCAGAACUUGGACAUUAUGUGGAACUCCAGAGUAUUUGGCUCCAGAAAUAAUUCUCAGCAAGGGCUACAAUAAGGCAGUGGAUUGGUGGGCAUUAGGAGUGCUAAUCUAUGAAAUGGCAGCUGGCUAUCCCCCAUUCUUUGCAGACCAACCAAUUCAGAUUUAUGAAAAGAUUGUUUCUGGAAAGGUCCGAUUCCCAUCCCACUUCAGUUCAGAUCUCAAGGACCUUCUACGGAACCUGCUGCAGGUGGAUUUGACCAAGAGAUUUGGGAAUCUAAAGAAUGGUGUCAGUGAUAUAAAAACUCACAAGUGGUUUGCCACGACAGAUUGGAUUGCUAUUUACCAGAGGAAGGUUGAAGCUCCGUUCAUACCAAAGUUUAGAGGCUCUGGAGAUACCAGCAACUUUGAUGACUAUGAAGAAGAAGAUAUCCGUGUCUCUAUAACAGAAAAAUGUGCAAAAGAAUUUGGUGAAUUUUAAAGAGGAACAAGAUGACAUCCGAGCUCACACUCAGUGUUUGCACUCUGUUGAGAGAUAAGGUAGAGCUGAGACCGUCCUUGUUGAAGCAGUUACCUAGUUCCUUCAUUCCAACGACAGUGAGGUCUUUAUUGCCAUCAUCCCGUGUGUGCACUCUGCAUCCACCUAUGUAACAAGGCACCGCUAAGCAAGCAUUGUCUGUGCCAUAACACAGUACUAGACCACUUUCUUACUUCUCUUUGGGUUGUCUUUCUCCUCUCCUACAUCCAUUUCUUCCUUUUCCAAUUUCAUUGGUUUUCUCUAAACAGUGCUCUAUUUUAUUUUGUUGGUGUUUCAAAUGGGCAGUGUUAUGGCUACGUUAUAUUUGAAGGGAAGGAUAAGUGUUGCUUUCGGUAGUUAUUGCCAAUAUUGUUGUUGGUCAAUGGCUUGAAGAUAAACUUUCUAAUAAUUAUUUUUGCUUUGAGUAGCUCAGGCUUGGUUUUGCCAAAACUCUUGGUAAUUUUUGAAGAUAGACUGUCUUAUCACCAAGGAAAUUUAUACAAAUUAAGACUAACUUUCUUGGAAUUCACUAUUCUGGCAAUAAAUUUUGGUAGACUAAUACGUACAGCUAGACCCAGAAAUUUGGAUGGCUGUGGAUCAGAGGUUCUAGUUCCCUUUCCCUCCUUUUAUAUCCUCCUCUCCUUGAGUAAUGAAGUGACCAGCCUGUGUAAUGUGACAAACGUGUCUCAUUCAGCAGGAAAAACUAAUGAUAUGGAUCAUCACCCAGAUUCUCUCACUUGGUACCAGCAUUUCUGUAGGUAUUAGAGAAGAGUUCUAAGUUUUCUAAACCUUAACUGUUCCUUAAGGAUUUUAGCCAGUAUUUUAAUAGAACAUGAUUAAUGAAAGUGACAAAUUUUAAAGUUUCUCUAAUAGUCCUCAUCAUAAACUUUUUAAAGGAAAAUAAGCAAACUAAAAAGAACAUUGGUUUGGAUAAGUACUUAUACUUUGCAAAGUCAAAAAAUGGCUUGAUUAUUGGAAACAAUAUAGAGAUAUUCAUAUUUAAAUGAGAGUUUACGUUUGUUUUGUUUUGUAACCGUUAAAAAGAAGUUGUUUCCAGCUAAUUAUUGUGGUGUACUAUAUUUGUGAGCCUAGGGUAGGGGCACUGCUGCAACUUCUGCUUUCAUCCCAUGCCUCAUCAAUGAGGAAAGGGAACAAAGUGUAUAAAACUGCCACAAUUGUAUUUUAAUUUUGAGGUAUGAUAUUUUCAGAUAUUUCAUAAUUUCUAACCUCUUUUCUCUCAGUAAACAGAAUGUCUGAUCGAUCAUGCAGAUACAAUGUUGGUAUUUGAGAGGUUAGUUUUUUUCCUACACUUUUUUUUGCCAACUGACUUAACGAUAUUGCUGUCAGGUGGAAAUUUCAAGCACUUUUGCACAUUUAGUUCAGUGUUUGUUGAGAAUCCAUGGCUUAACCCAGUUGUUGUGCUAUUUUUUCUUUGCUUUUAAUUUUCCCCAUCUGAUUUUAUCUCUGCGUUUCAGUGACCUACCUUAAUACAACACACGAGAAGAGUUAAACUGGGUUCAUUUUAAUGAUCAAUUUACCUGCAUAUAAAAUUUGUUAUUUUCAAUCAAGCUGAUCUUAAUGUAUAUAAUCAUUCUAUUUGCUUUAUUAUCGGUGCAGGUAGGUCAUUCACACCACUUCUUUUCAUCUGUACCACACCCUGGUAAAACCUUUGAAGACAUAAAAAAAUCCUGUCUGGGAUGUUCUUUCUACCAAUCUAUAUGUCUUUCGGUUAUCAAGUGUUUCUGCAUGGUAAUGUCACGUAAAUGCUGAUAUUGAUUUCACUGGUCCAUCUAUAUUUAAAACGUGCAAGAAAAAAAAAAUACUCUGCUCUAGCAAGUUUUAUGUAACAAAGGCAUAUCGUCAUGUUAAUAAAUUUAAAACAUCAUUUGUAUAAAAUAUUUUAAUUUUCUUGUAUUUCAUUUAGACCCAAGAUCAUGCUGACCAAUGUAUUCUAUAUGUAAACUACAAAUUGUAUGGUAGCUUUGUUGUAUAUUAUUGUAAAAUUAUUUUAAUAAGUCAUGGGGAUGACAAUUUGAUUAUUACAAUUUAGUUUUCAGUAAUCAAAAAGAUUUCUAUGAAUUCUAAAAAAUAUUUUUUUCUAUGAAAUUACUAGUGCCCAGCUGUAGAAUCUACCUUAGGUAGAUGACCCCUAGACAUACAUUGGUUCUGAGGGCUAUUCAGCCAUUCCACUUUACUCUCUAUUUAAAGGCCGUGAGCAAGCUUGUCAUGAGCAAAUAUGUCAAGGGAGUCAAUUUCUGACCAAUCAAGUACAUUAAUUAGAAUAUUUUUAAAGUAUGUAAAAUUCCCAGUUUUAGCCACAAUUUAGCCAAGAACAAGAUAAAAACUUGAAUAAGAAGUAAGUAGCAUAAAUCAGUAUUUAACCUCAAAUUACAUAUUUGAAACAGAAGAUAUUAUGUUAUGCUCAGUAAAUAAUUAAGAGAUGGCAUUGUAUAAGAAGGAGCCCUAGACUGAAAAGUCAAGACAUCUGAAUUUCAGGCUGGAAAACUAUCAGUAUGAUCUGAGCCUCAGUUCUCUUGUCUGUAAAAUGGAAGAACUGGAUUAAGCAGUUUGUAAGAUUCCUCCUAACUUUCACAGCUGAUGACAAGAUUGUCUUUUUAUCUGAUAUUUUGAAGGGUAUAUUGCUUUGAAGUAAGUCUCAAUAAGGCGAUAUAUUUUAGGGUAUCUUUCUUCUUAUCUUUGACAGUGUUCUUAAAAUUAUUUGAAUAUCAUAAGAACCUUGGUGUCUGUCCUAAUUUCUUUCUCACUCACCGAUGCUAAAUACCCAGUUGAAUCAAACUGUCAACCUACCAAAAAAGAUAUUGUGGCUUAUGGGUAUUGCUGUCUCAUUCUUGGUAUAUUCUUGUGUUAACUGCCCAUUGGCCUGAAAAUACUCAUUGUAAGCCUGAAAAAAAAAAUUCUUUCCCACUGUUUUUUCUGCUUGUUGUAAGAAUCAAAUGAAAUAAUGUAUGUGAAAGCACCUUGUAAACUGUAACCUAUCAAUGUAAAAUGUUAAGGUGUGUUGUUAUUUCAUUAAUUACUUCUUUGUUUAGAAUGGAAUUUCCUAUGCACUACUGUAGCUAGGAAAUGCUGAAAACAACUGUGUUUUUUAAUUAAUCAAUAACUGCAAAAUUAAAGUAACUUCAAUGGAUAAGACAA